GUCGUUUAGUUGCCGACUGCCAUGUCAGCUUGCAGCACGUUCGCUUAGCAUCAUUAUAGCACCAAUUAUUAACAUGGCUGAUCACGCUGAUAGUACUGAACCGAAAUCAGUCGAAAUAACAAUCCGCCUAGCGCGCCCUGAAGACAUGAAGAUUGUCCAUGAAAUGAUACAAGAAUUGGCUGUAUAUGAAGGAGUUCCCGAUGGUCCCAAACUAACAGUGGGGGACCUGGUGGAAGAUGGUUUCAACAGUAAACACCCCUGGUUUUUCGUGCUGUUGGCCGAGAAAGGCAACGUAGUGCUGGGUUCAGCGUUAUGCAACCGCGCGUAUUCAAGCUGGUCUCGCCGCGCCUUUUACAUCGAGGAUCUCUUCGUGCGGCCCGCGGCGCGUCGCCAAGGCAUCGGUCUUAUGCUCAUGCGGGAGCUCAGUCGGAGGGCGGUGAUCGAAGGCGUGAACCGUAUAGACUGGCAUGUGUUGAAGAGCAACACCACCGCGUUAGCAUUCUACAACCGACUGGGUGCGCGCGAUCUGCGCGUCACCGAGGGUCGUACGGCGCUGCGCCUGGACCGCGACUGCAUCGAGGUUCUCGCUUCAGGAAGCUAAAAUACCUAUUAAUAAUACGAUAAUAAUUUCACUACGAGACAGAGUUCUUGGCCAAGUUCUUCCGAGAUGUGGGUAUAUACUUAUCAGCGGGUAUGGAGGAAGGCAGACCUUAUCGGCCCUGACUACCAUGUUGGUGUCUUAUAUUAAUCGGAAACUAUUUUUGGGCCCAAAGCAAGUUGGCUCAUUUUCCCUUUUCUGUUAUUUUUAUUACUUACAUACAGUAUGCAGCAUAAAGGAUAACUCACGCUAGACCGACCGGACCCGGGCCGAUGCGUCCGACAUGUCAUUUACUAUGACGGCUGAUCGGUGAUCACGUGGUGUUUUCCAUAGCGGCGAAGUAUAUAUACGGCGGAAGCUCCGGCCCGGACCCGGCCCGGUCUAGCGUAAAUCAUCCUUAAGUUUACAAGCGGCGAAGUAUUCAAAAUGAACUGUACCCAACUUUAUUUUUAUAAGAAUGAGGGUGUGCAAAUCAUUUUCAGCACCUCACCGAUAAUAACGCAUAUAAGUAAUACCCUUACCGCUGCUACCCUAUUAAAGUCGCCCGCGUUCUAGAUAUAUCGUAAUAAACCGAUGCCUGUUGAUGGCUUGUUCUUAGCUUUCUGAACUCUUUUAAACUGAUUGGUUGAACUUAUAAUACAAUGCUUAUUUACGAAAAUAGGAUGUCCGUUACGCCAAAACACAUGAGUGUGGUUUUAAGAGGGACGUCACUUGCGCCCCAUUUGCAAUGUAUACUUUAUUAGCAAUAACCGCGAUAGUUACUCAUGAAAUAAAACUAUGAAAACGGAUUAUAUCGCGUAUAUUGAAUUUAUAAUACAUCCCGACGUUUCGAACCCGUUGACCACGAACGCUGUAAAGGGUUCGAAACGUCGGGAUGUAUUAUAAAUUCAAUAUACGCGAUAUAAUCCGUUUUCAUAGUUUUAUUUCAUAAAAGAUAUAUUUAUUGUCUUCGGUUACCGCGAUAGUUACUCAUGAAAUAAAACUAUGAAACUAUAUAUUUAUUGUUCAGUAUUUUUUUCUUAUUUCUGUUAUUUUCGAUACUUAAUGUGGAACAGAUCAUCGUUUAUAACGCCAUAAAACCAAUGACUAUUCAGUAUAAUUUUUAGUUUAGUAGGUAAUGCAUUUGUUUAUUUCUUUAUUUAACUUCAACAAAAUCACUGCUGUCAGUGCUAUCUUACCGUCUAUAUCAAUUUACAAUAUCUCUCAUAUCUCAUCAAUCAAUCAAUCUCGGUCUCGAUUUUUACAUAAUGAUGUAAACUAGUAUAGUAAUUUAAAUACUAAAACUUUUCUUUUUUAAUUAUUUUUUUUUAUUCUAACUAUUGGCAACCAAAUCAAUAAAAUGUAAUCUAUUUGUAGAAUGACCAUUGUUUUUAGUAUGGAAAUAGAAAGCGUUUAAGCGUUUUUUUGUUUGAAGUUCUUAUCAUAUCAUAUAAGAUAAUAAAUUAUACUUAUAAUAAUAGUAGUCUUGUUAUUUCAUAGAUGAUUUAUGACAUAACUGGGUAGUAAACAAUAUACUUAAGUAAUAUUCAAAGGUCCCACGGUAUAUACGCGAUAAAGCAACCCCGGCUCCAACGUUACACCUCUGACCUGAGAAGCCCUGAAAUUUAGGAGGGAAUUAAAUCUUCUUCUCUAUACCUAAUACUAAUUAGGUACCUUUUUAUUCAGAUAUAUAAUUAUAUAUUAAAAGGCGGCAUCGUCAUUUAUCGGUCCUCACAUCACUACGACAACCGGAUUGAACAUCACUAGGAGUGUCCUCCAUUUUUGUAGAUCGGUUUUAGGGCGUUGUAUCGCUCCACGUACUAUCCAAGACUAAACUCUCAUAUUUUGUGAUUCCUAAUAAAUAUUUGUUAUAAUGGUGCUUUGGUGUUUUUACUCUUACAGCUUCAGAAGUGAGAUAAUAAUCUUCGCCUACUACGAUAUAAUUCGUCGGAAAUUGGAAUUACGAAAUUAACCGCGCGUAGUCAUUCCUUGUUUCAUUGUUAUGAACGUUAUCGUUAUACAUAUAACAGAAUUAAUCUGAUUGUAAUGAGUAAAUGCACCAACACCACUCAUCAGUUAAGGACUAUUAAAGGAUUAAACGAACUUACCUGAAGUGAAGUACUAUCCUGAUUAUAUGAAGUAGUUAGUCCGUGGUAAAUUAUUGUAGUUGUCCCAGUUCUGCCUUAGAACGUCGCGAAUUUUAUAGCUAUUUCUGAAAAAGAAAACCUCCGCCGCUGGCAACACCCUAAAUGUCACUGUACUGACAUUUAGGGUGUUGUCAACUUCUUCCCUCUUGAUUUAGCUGCUAAAUCAAGAGGGAAGAAGUUAACAAAUUUAAUGUUAACUUGGGAGGGAGGAAAACUCCUACCACGGACUAAGUACUUCAUAUAAUUAGGAUAGAACUUCACUUCAGGUAAGUUCGUUUAAUCCUGUAAUUAUAUUUGUAAUUAGUCCGUGGUAAAUUAUUGUAGAUGUUUAGAGAAUUUAACAUCAAUGAGUAACUUGUAAUGAUAUACAGUUUAGACUAGCAUCAGGAACAUCCUUGUGUACAUAUUAAUAAUAUAUAAUUAAAAUUAAUGAGACUACACAGUUGAAAAACAAGUGAAAGCUUAUUAUUAACAAAUUUAUAGAACUGCGUUAUGGAAUUAAUAACAGACCUAAGGAUAGUUUUCGAAAUAUCCCAUCAUCAUUAUCAUUCGCGACUCAUGAGUCUACUUUGAAAUAUUUGUAACUAUCAGUAAACGUCUAAUUAGCAUUAUAAAAAUGAUAAUGAUUUAGGCAUAAUAUGUAUGAGCAAACAAUGAUAUAGUACUACAUCUUUCAGUGACCUAGUUGAAAUUCAUUGUUCUCUUUAGGCUCUAGAGAGGUACCUCGCUAUUACAGACAUAAUGUCUGUUAGAUUAGUCAAAACAAAUUAUCAUGAGUUAUCUAAAUAAUUUGUGUGUCCAUACUAAAAGCAAAUAAGCUUGUAAUUUAUUCUAGUUCCGGAAUAAUCAAAUCAACCACACAAUAUUUAUUUAAUAAUAAUAAUAUAUAGUUGGGUACGUAGGAGGUACAUCGCAAGUUAUGUACUCGUAUUUAAAUAAACUACUAUUUGUUUUUAUCAUUGAAGCCGAUGUGCGCCUUGAAUAAUAAUAAUUAUUAUUUAUUAGAUAAAAGCUGCACUCUUAUUGUUGUUGAAGUAAGUCAUACUGCUUCAUUCACUCUCUCUCAUUUUAAAUAUUUACCUACCGAAUUAUACUUAUGUGUAAGAAAUUACAUCUUAUUCAAUAAGCUUGCACCAUUUAUAUCUGUCACUGUUACUAGUGUAACUGUUGACCAGACUAAUGCAAUGGUAAAAUAAAAACAUUAACAUUAUUAUAUAUGUAUGGAUGUUACGUCAAAGUCUCGUUGAACUUUCAAAUCGAUCCCGAUUUAAUUUUUGUUUAUAUACAAGUAAAGUAAAUAAAUUGAGAAAAAUGUUGUGAAUGUAACUAAUUACAAAUAAGGUGGAGAGAUCCAUGGAAUAAUCAACUCUUUCAUUGCGAUAUAACGCGAUACCUAACGCGAAAAAUCGAUUGCCGUUGUACUUAUUAAUCCGUACGGAUCUAACAAGCUGAGAGCUAAAACAAAGCAUGUCUAGUAGCGUGUGCGGCGACAGAAUAAAGAAUUACCCCAGCCUAUGGUCGACUAUGAAGUAGUUACAGAUAUGUAUUGAAAGUUAACAAAAAUGAAAUAAAGUAUAAGUCUAUCAUAAUUAACCCCUUUUAACGGGGGCAUACAUUAUUUAAAAUUGUAAGUAUAUUGUAAUAAAUCUUAAAAUAUAUUCACUCAGCCUUGUAAGUCUGACGCCAUAAUUAAAUAAGUAUAUAAGUAAAUAAAUCUUUCCUCUCCUCCUAUAGGGUAGGUAUAGAGAAAAUUAUGAUACAUGCCUAGGUAACUUUUGUUGUAUGGCAAAUGACUAAAUAUGCCUAGGUCUUAACUUUUGUUAUAUGUAUAAUGCUCUUUUGAAUGCUACCUCUUUAGUCCAUAUAAUCCACCUAUCAGCAAGUCAUUCAGUAGGUAAGUACCUACAUUUUAAAUCUCUUAAUAGUUACAAAAGUAGAGAUCAGUAUGUAUCUCAAUCAAAAUUAUUAUCAAUUUAUAUUGACUAAUAUAUAAUAUAUCUAUAACCCCCAAUCCUUUGGUGGUUACACACAUACCUACUCUUCCAGCUUCUUUUAAAGGCAUGAUGAAGAGUGAAUCACAUUCCUCAAUGUACAGAUGGAACAUGUCUAAGUAUUAUUGUGUUUCCUGCUUUUUGCUUUCAGGGCAUUCAAUCUACAUAUGUAUACAUAGAGCUUGAUUGCAAUUACUUUAUAUCUCAAAUCGCUGGUUAUCCUUAAAUAUUUAGACUAGUUAUAAAAAACUAUUAUCACAAGAGCCAUCAGUUACCAUUAUCAGAACCUGAUUUUUCUAAUAUUCAUAUACAUAAUUUAUGUUUAUGUAUCUAUAUACUAAAUGUUAUUGUUGGUGGUAAACAUAUAAAUACACUUAUAACUAAAUUAGGUAUUUUAUGUGUUUAUUUUAUUUUAUAACCAUCUUAUUUAACACCUAGCCUAAGAAAUACUUAUUUCAUCUCAAAUAAUACAUAUACAUUGGUUUUAUUACAAUAAAAACCAAAAAGCGUAAAAUAAAUAAAAUAAUGUUCUUAAAACGACAAUAAUUAACUUACAUACAAACAUAAAUAUUUAAAAUACACAAUGUCUUUUGUCAAUAACCAAUAAUUAACUACUGCUUAAAGGUCUCGUUUAACUUGCCCCGUGAACAAGUCUGGCAGUCAUGAGUCGAACAAUAGUUAUUUGUGCAACAAGAGAGGAAAGUUGGUUUUUCUUGCGAGCGUAGCGAGGGACUCAAAAACACGAGAUGUAAAAUAACUUUGCUCUCGUGUUGCAGACAUAAUUUUUCACCUCAGUAGUGAGAACAUAUUAAAGGUUAAAAUGUAUUUCGAAUUACACAGAAUAAACAGAAAAAAAAGUAUUAUAAUAUGUACGAUACGAUAAGAUACGAUACGAUACGAUACGAUACGAUACGAUACGAUACGAGACGAGACGAGACGAGACGAGACCGGACCGGACCGGACCGGCCUGGAUCGGACCGGACCGGACCGGACCGGACUGGACCGUACUGUACCGUACCAUAAUAAAAAUGUAAUAAAAGUAUGAAGUUCAUGGCCUUCACUAAAUUAAAAAGCUACAUUGUUUCACUCCCUGGAGUGAGGAAAGUCGCACUUUCCUCACUCCAGGGAAUGACGAAAGUAGGCUUGUUCGAGUUGCUGAGGUGAAAAAAAUAUACCCUCAUAUAUUCCUAUUACUAACCAAUUAAAUCUAAAUCUUACGUUAAGACCAUUAGGGUCGAUUCUUAGUUUUAUUCUUGUAUUUAAUUUUGAUGACCAAUGGAGCAAAACACAGGGUCACGGUAGAUGGGCAGGAUAUACAGUAUGUUGAUGAGUACAUUUACUUGGGCCAGAUAGCCUCCUUCGAAAACAGGCAAACCAUAGAGGUCAAUAGACGUAUUGACAACGCCUGGAAGAGCUUCUGGUCCAUGAAGGCGCUAUUGAAGGGCGACCUUCCCCUGUGUCUCAAGCGCAAACUCAUCGACAUGUGUAUCCUGCCUAUCCUAACCUACGGUGCUCAAACAUGGUCAUUAACUGAGGCGUUAAAGUCCAAACUCAAGGUUUGCCAGCGAGCGAUGGAGCGCAGUAUACUAGGUGUUCGCAGAACUGAUAGAAUCAGAAACACGGAACUGCGCUCCAGAACUCGAAUUGUAGAUGUAGGUGUCCAGACCGCUAAGCUUAAGUGGGACUGGGCUGGGCAUGUCUGCCGCAUGCACCCUGAAAGGUGGGGCAAAAUGGUUACCGAGUGGGACCCACGGAACACCAUAGAUGGUGCUGGCCGGGGUGCAGGCAGGCCGAAAAGGAGAUGGCGGGACGACUUAGACGCAUUUUAUCCGGAUUGGCGGGACACUACAAACGACAGGGUCGAGUGGAGGAAACGAGGGGAGGCCUUUGCCCAGCAGUGGGACACUAAAUUAGGCUAGUAAAAAAAAAAAAAAAAAUUAAUUUUAGUUCACAUGCAAAUGCAAUUGUUUAUUGUUAAACAUUAUCAUAAGUGCUUGCUUAUUGCGUUUUUUGUAAAUAAUUACUUUAAGUUAGCUAUUUAUAAGUUGUCUUAUAAGCGAAAUUUCUGUAAUUUCUUAGGCAAUAAAAUUUCUUUAAA
Molecule: messenger RNA, 6813 nt
Organism: Cydia strobilella
Lineage: Eukaryota; Metazoa; Arthropoda; Insecta; Lepidoptera; Tortricidae
Product: diamine acetyltransferase 1-like
Exons: 4
Coding region: 74-601 (175 amino acids)
Molecular function (GO): N-acetyltransferase activity
Source: RefSeq, a predicted model, not a curated record